Molecule: messenger RNA, 1626 nt
Organism: Penicilliopsis zonata CBS 506.65
Lineage: Eukaryota; Fungi; Ascomycota; Eurotiomycetes; Eurotiales; Aspergillaceae
Exons: 2
Coding region: 1-1626 (541 amino acids)
Source: RefSeq, a predicted model, not a curated record
AUGCUGUUCAAUCUUGGUUUGACUGUGGACGCCGCAGCCCACCACCCCUCCACGCCCGAAGCGACGACCUCCUCGUCCAAGCUGGCGUUCGCUCGCCUCCCCUCGAUCGGUCUGGGGGCUCUCUGGAGCAAGCACCAGACCCAGCAGACAUCACAGACCGUCCGAACGCCUGGCGGCGCAGGCACAUGCACGAUCGCCCUCGACACCCCGCGCAAGCCCUCGGUGGCCAGGUCCAAGGUCUCGUACCAGCUGGCGCACCCGGCGAGCAAUGCGCGCCAUAAGCGGUUGCGCAUGCGGCCCCGACUGUUGCUGCAGGUCCAGCAGCUGUCCAACACCUCGCGCCCCAUCCCCAUCAUCGACGUGCUGCCCUCGAGCGUGUUUCUACCACGUCUGGCCCGCAAGUUCCCUGCCAUCUUCCGGGGGAAGAACAGACUGGGUCCCAACGACUUGAUCCUGGUCACCAGCGAGCUGUACGACCGGUCGGAACAGUCGGGUUCGGAAGAGGAGUACAAUAAUAUUACUACUACAAGCAAUGACCGCGACGUCGUCGCAACCAUCUGCCAGCUGGAUGCCCGCGCUCGCGGCAAGGCGGAGAUCUGUCUCAACCACGGACCCGUCUGGGAGGCUACACCCUUGGCCACCGGUUCGUACGAGUUUGUCGCCCAGACCAGCAGCGGCGUGCAGACCAUCCGUUGGGUUCUGCGCCCGGGGAGCAAGCGUAGCAGCCGUAACACACCAACUCUUAACAGCUUGAAUAACAACAACAACAACAACAACAACAAUAACAAUAACAGCAAUAACAAUAACAAUAGCAGUGUGUCUUCCGACGACGGCAAACGCUUCACUUUCAGCGUGAUCGACCCCAACUCGCGCCGCCACCCGGUCAUCGCCUCGAUGACCCGCAACCAUCUGGACGUGUACGACCGGUACUCUCUCCCCUCUGCUGCAUCUAAUGUGCCGCUCUCGCCCAGCUCGGCCAUGUCGGUGAUCAGCGACGCCUCGGAUCUCGAGGCCGUCCCGAUCGGCACAGACGACGACCUGCGCGCCCUGAUUCUCGUUACGGGGAUCUGGGUUGCUUUCCGCGAGGGUUGGUCAAAUACGUUUUCCUAUGACGAUUCCUCCUCGAAACUCUGUCCUCGAGAGAGGGGGAGUAGCAUAAGUACCAGCAUCGGCAUGGGUACGACGAGUACACCAGAUGCUCAGACCGAACCCACCAGUCCAACAAACCGCUACUCAACCCCCAGUAUCAGUCGACGCACCACUCUCUCCGAAAACACAAGCAAACCCAACCCGUUUGGCAGCCUGUCGCGCCGGUCGAACUCGACGGGCGCCUUCCGCGGCGAGAACUCCAACGCCGCAGCCCUGAAUCGGCACAGCAUGUUUGAAUCCACGGCGCAGUCUCCCUUCAAAGUCGGAGGGAGUACCCGUUCCCGCCACCGUGUCGAAGACAUGUAUACCGUGGUAGAACCUUCUGACGCUCUAGAAGAGCAGCAGGAGCAGCAGCAGGAGCAGGAGCAGCAGCAGGGAUUCCCAGAGCAGGGAGAAGAGAAAAAACUCUCGCGGUCGAAGAGCAGGAGGCGGCGCCUCGGGGGGAUUUUUGAUUUUUUAACGCGUCGAGCUCGUUGA